Anneissia japonica is the source of this 4795-nucleotide messenger RNA. RefSeq lists its product as uncharacterized. Bases 9 to 3347 code for a protein of 1112 amino acids. Lineage: Eukaryota; Metazoa; Echinodermata; Crinoidea; Comatulida; Comatulidae. The record is from RefSeq and is a predicted model, not a curated record. Gene Ontology annotation, molecular function: protein binding. Gene Ontology annotation, biological process: signal transduction. The transcript has 6 exons.
CAAAUGACAUGCCAGAUUUGUGGCAGUUAAAGAAAAUCCAGUCGAAGACAAAACACAGUUUAAGGACGAAAGAGAAGAAGUUGCAGUUAAGUUCUCUUCAUCUAAAAACAUUACCAGCAUGGCACCGCCUUUGUCCAGGACAUGUGACAUCACUAGAUAUCAGUCACAACAACUUUCAAGCGUUGCCAGAGUGCCUGUUUUCAUUGGUCCGUCUUCAGCGCCUGUUUGCUCAAAACAAUCGACUUGUUCACCUGUCGGAUGGGAUCAAACAUUUUCCCGACUUGACGGUCCUUAAUGUCGCCCAAAAUCACAUCAACAAACUGCCAUCGGCUUUUAACUAUCUAACAAAACUUGAAGUUGUGAAUUUCUCUGGAAAUUUACUUAAUGUUUUACCAAAAGAAAUUUUAUUGCUUCCAAGACUGAAAGCAUUCCAUGUAACAAGGAACCCGAUCCAAAAUAUCCCACGGGAUGUGUACAUAGAUGGAUUGCAGGCAAUCCGGAAAUAUUUUGAUAUUAAACUUAAAAACUCAUUUGUUUGUGAACGUGAAUCAAUAACUUUCCAAAACCUUUGCGAGGAGUUGAAAUAUGUGAGACUCCGGAAAACGGAGUCAGUAUCUAAUUCAUAUCCGCUGGUUCAAAGCAAGCCAGAUCCUGCAGGUUGGGAUCCUAAUACAAUUAUUACUAGUGAUUAUGUCUCGUGCUCGGGAUCAAGCCAGGAGAACCAGAGUUCAAAUUUUGUAAUAAAUGAAAAUGAUUGUAACAGUUGCAUUGGUGAUCAUGGCAGUGAGGCUGGUGAUGUAUACUGUGAGCUCGAAGAUUAUGACAGCGAUAUUUGUGAUAUUUGUUCUCAACCACUGUCUAAAGAACCAUUCUUAGAGGAUGAUGUUUAUUACGAAGGGCGUUUAGAUGAUAGAUCUAAAUUCAUUCUUUAUCGCAGUGUUGCCGUCAUAAUCCCAGAGCAUAAUCAGAAUCAUCACAUGCACACUCAGUUCUCAAUGAGAAUAUUAUCGGAUGCUCGGUAUCGGCCUGAGGUUGAUGAUCACACCUCCUUGGCUAGUUACAUUGUAGCACUUAUGCCACAUCAGACAAAGUUUUAUCCUUAUAAACCAGCCAGGUUAAAACUGCCGUUGUUUGUACGGAGUGUCUGUAAAGAUAAUGUGGUUUGUAUGUGUAGUGACACUGAGGAAGAAGAGGAUCCUAUCUGGAUACAGAUGCCGGUGACAGACUAUAAAGUAUUCAGUGACUAUGUCGAGAUCAAAGCCAGUCAUUUUUCGUUAUUUACGGUUUUGGUAAAAGACCAAGCAAUACAUGUGUCACAAUUUGUGACAAUCAAAGAUGGAGGAUGUCUAGAGAUCCCAGAGAUUCCGUCCUUCAGUAUUCAUUUUCCAAAGGGUUGUCUUGUGAAAGACAUGACAGCCACUGCCAAUAUGUACUUCUCCAAUCUACCUCAUCAUUUGAGAAGUGGCUUAAAUCGUGACGAUGCACCAGCUACACCGAUUAUUUUUGUGGGACCACAUGGAUGUAAAUUUCGAUGUGAUGCAUCAGAUCCAGUGACCGUAAGGUUACCAUUGCCGCAUUACACUGAGAUUUGUCAAGCUUUAGGAUCUAAAGCUGAGUUGACAAUUUGGUCAACUGAAACAUUGGAAACUGAGACAUCAAAAUGGUGUCAACUUGAUGUUGACUACACCAUCAUCUACAAGAAUGGCAUGUACAAUGUCGUUUUUUCAGCAUCUCAUUUUACGGGCUUUGGAGGAUUCUGGAAAGGUAUUGUCUCACAGUUAAACCGAAGUGGACUUGGGUUGUCAUUUUUAUACCGGAAUCGCGAGGUCAGCAUGAAGUGUCAGGCAUUCAUGCCGGUAGAAGACACUGACUCAGAUGAUAAAUUUGCACUGCUUGUCGUCUGCCACAAUGCCUCGAACACUCUUCAAGACUUUGGAAGUUAUGCCCGUCAUAUUGGUGGCAGUAUAAAACCAGUUAAAAUAGAACCAGGGGGUAACAUAGAAGUGCGUCUGGCGAAGUCCGAUUACUUUGAAGCGGACACAGGAGCAGGAGAAGAUGCAUCCCUCAUUCAGGUCGAGAACAAAUUUCGGGGCAAUGACUUUGAAAAACAGUUUGCUCUCAAAUUUAAAGGUGCUAGACUGACGAGGGGGGUGUUCGGCAAAGUGUUUGUGAGUCAGAAGAAAGAGGAUGGAUCAGAAGUAUCUCUAUUUCAGUUUAACCUUAUAAAGAGCUCCGAUGAACCAGACCAGUCAAGCCAAGAUCCCUGGUUACUGCAGCCCCUCAAAGAGCUUGCUGAAAUGCAUGGUAUAUUGAGUGAGGAUAACUGGAAGCUCUUCAGCCGUGAGUUAGGUUUCACAGAACAAGAAAUUUUCAAGUUCGGUCAAUCAGCAGAACCUUUUAGUAAAUUGGUGACAUCAUACAAGAAACGUGGAGGAACACUCGCCCUAUUCUCCAAGACAUUAAAUGACGUAGGAAGAAAGCUGCGUCUUGGAGAGAGUGAAACUCCUUCAUCGUCCAGCUGGUGGCCAUCUUUUUUCAAUCGAUCCCAGUCUAGCUCUGUCUCAAGCUCCCCUGCAAGGUCUAGCACAUCACUAAAUGAAGACCAACCGGGAACUAGUGGAUUGCAAACAACAUCGUCCAGGAAGCGUUCUCAUCCUACUUGUGAAGCAGCAGUCAGUAGUCACCAUGCUAAAAAACGAAUAUGUUAUCGACAGGAAUCAAGUGAAGAACUUCUGGAAAACCUUCAGAUUAGCCCACCUGACGGCACUCCUCCGAGGACUCCACCACGCUCACCAUCGCGCUCACCAUCGUAUACAACAUUUCCACUGUCGUACCUGCCAUCAUUCUCUCGGUCCUCACCACCAAUGGCAACUAUCUCAAAUCUGACAGCGAAUGUGGCAGUGGUGGGAAGUCAGACAAGUGCACGGAUGUCAUGCAUGCCAUCUCCAACACGAGGAAAUGCCCCAAACACAUCAUCAUAUUAUGCAAGUGUACCCUCAUCUUCAUCAACUUCAAAUACCCCUAUGCCUUCAAUGUUCAACGAGCAGCUGUUACGCCAAAGCACGGAAGAGCUCACCCAUCGCCAAAUCUAUCGCCUUGCUACUCAGACGCAAAUGCACUGGAAGAAGCUAGCCCGUUUGGUAAGAGACGACGACCAAAUAGAAAACGACAUCAAGAAUGUUGAGAGUGAAAACUCAUCAAAAGAAGACCGGUCAACUCAGAUGAUGUUAAAAUGGAAGAAUGAAUACACAGAUAAGUGUACGAAAGGUAGAUUGUAUGGUGCCCUCAUGGACAUGCGACAGAAAACUUUAGCCAAUGAUUGCAUGAGAAUAUGUGCCAACGAGUAGCAGGAACUUAACUGUCAAAGUGUACAAUAUGUUUGUGCAGUGAAUAUUAAAUAUGUACAAGACAAAUGUGACUGGCUCUGGCAAUUUCUAAUUUUGCACAAUCAUCAAAAACGUAGAAGAAUCACAAGUAACAUUUUCAGGUUUUUGCAUUUCAUAAAAGAAGAUACUUAAGAACAUUUCUGCAAAAUAUCAAUCACUAAAAUCUAACUGAAAAGUAUAUUAAAAGUAUUUUUAAAAUACAUAAAUCUUAAUACAGUAAUAAACUAUUUAUUUAUUUGGAAUUUUUUAAAGCUUUUUUCUCAAACCCUACUUGGUUGAUAUCCAAUUAAUUUAUUCAUAACUUUCCAAAUCGUCAACCAGUAGAAUUCAUGCAGAAUCUAAAAAAUACAAAAAACAUGAUGUUAAAUUUUUCCAACAAAUUGAUGGUUUUGCCAGAGCUGGUGACAAAUGUCUUUCCUAUAAAAUACAGACACAUGUAUCCCUGUUGGGUCUUUCGUCUGUCAAGAUCCAAAAAGGAGGGCUCUGGAAGUGGAUGAAAUUGCUUAUUUUUGGACAGUGUUUUACUUCAUAUGACCAAAGUUGUUGAACUUAAAUUUAUUUACAUUACCAUUGUGGUAUAAAAUGAAUAUUUCUUGGACAGUAUUAUUUAUUAAAAAUAAAUAUUCUACUGUAUAUUCUAUAACAUUCUAUAAAUGUUUGAAACAUGAGUUUUCAAUAAAAAUAUUUUUUAAGUCAUAAACCAAUUUUAAUUCCUAUAUUCAUCUUUUUAUAAAAUUGUUUUUGUUGUAUUUCAUUUUUUAAAGACAUUGCUAAUUCAUGAGAUGACAAUCAUACAUGAAAUAAAUAUCAGUACUGUAGUGUAUGUGCUUUUUAAACUAUGUGUUGUUUUAUCACUAUAGUGACUAAUAUUUUGUUAAGCUGCUGCAUUACUUAAGAUUCUGGGGUUUGAUAGUUUCUCAACGAGGGUCCAAAUCCAGCUGAGCCACACAUUGCAUGGAGCAGAUUUAAAGAUGCACCUCUAAAUGCAUGGAAAUGGCAAUGUUGUUGGGUUUUUUUAAAGUAUUAUUCCCUGUUGAGAUCCUAUGUCCCUCUGGACCUGGGGAGCCACUGGUGGAAAAGUCCAUUGAUAGUUCAUUGAUUGAAGUUAUUAAAUAAGCCAAUUCGUAGUUAGAACUGCGCAUGCUCCUAUGCAAGGUCAAUCGAGGUCAAUUGACACAAACCAUCUUGAGUGUGCAUGCGCAGUUCUAACUACGAAUUGGCUUAUUAGAAACUAUCAAGUUGUUCAUUUUCUAGUCUCAUUAUCCAAUCAGCUUCAUCGAUUCUGAUGACGUUUCAGGUCUUGUAUGUUUCAGUCUAACAAGUGUAAGAUUUUGUAUAUAUUGUAUAUACUAAAAUUAUUAAGACAUUUGGAAAAUAAAUUUUGAAAAUGUAAUAAGUAGUGUAUAAUA